CCUAUCUCCACUACGACAACGACAUCCCAAGUCUCCUUUACCCCCACGUUAAAGGAUAUGUUGACAAGUAAAAACAACGUCGUAGUCGAGGCAUGGAACACAACCACAACGCAAACGCAGAUGCAAACGCCGCACAGACCGUCACUGUUACACCCAACUUUCUAUUGGAGUUAUAACUGCGAAGUGCUUUUCCAUGGAUGGCCUGGCUCUAGCCGUUCGAUGUAUGCUCUUGCACUUCUAUUUGUCUUCUCUUUGGCGUUCUUAGCUGAGUGGUUUACUCGGUGCUCUGACGCUGCGGCUUCCAUCAAACCUGAGGCUGAUAAGGUCGCCAAGGUGGCCUUUCGUACGGCUAUGUAUGCGGUCAAGUCUGGCUUCAGCUACCUUGUGAUCUUAGCCGUUGUUUCGUUCAAUGGUGGCGUUUUCAUCUCGGCUAUUUUGGGGCAUGCUUUUGGUUUUGUCGUUUUUCGUGGCCGGGCGUUUCGUAAGGUGGGUCGGGUCGACGGGUAAGAAUCGGGAUAUCCAGCAUUUUUUGGGUUUUAACCGAGCCCAACGUGAAGUCUGAAGUCGUUCGUUUCUUUAUUUGAUUUGAUUUGUGUGUUCUUUCCAACGAAUGAGAGAGAGUUGUUUUAUGAUACAAAGUUGAAUUUGGUGAGUGGCCCGUUUGUUAUUUAGUUUUCAUUUGAUUUAUUUUGUGAUAAUUCAACGAAUUACACAUAACUCAAUAAUGCUUUUCGUGGAAUGUAUAUGUAUUAUCAACACCCAUUUCAAAUAAGUCAUAUACUAGAUCUCGACCCGCACAACCGUGCGGGUAUAUUAAUACGAAAAUAUUUGAAAUUAUAUAAUACCCACUUCGUUUUAAAUAGAUAAUGUUUUAAAACAUUUAUUUUAUUUCAAAAUAUAAGAUGUUUUGAGAUUUCAAGGUAUAUUUUGAGGUUUUAAAGUUAUCUUUAACUUUAUUGGAAACUGUUCAGCCGAUAA
Messenger RNA from Eruca vesicaria subsp. sativa (arugula), 978 nucleotides. The record is from the annotation of a GenBank genome assembly. Lineage: Eukaryota; Viridiplantae; Streptophyta; Magnoliopsida; Brassicales; Brassicaceae.